GUCCGGCUACGUAAAUGGUGGAGUGUGACCGAGAGCCAUCCAUUAUUGGGGCCUUGCUCCUACCCGCUAUGCUGGUACCUCCGGAUGGUGUAUUACUACUACUGUGCCUCUGGGUCGAAUUGGAGGUUCACGCGUCCACGAGUGACAAACUAGGUCUGUUGCCCUCUCAUGAACUGCUCCUGAGUCUCCCGAGGGCCUGCGGGCUCUUCGGGGUUCCACAGCAACCGGCUGGACCAAGGGAUCAGGAGUUCUCUUCCACACAACGGAAUUAAUUUUGCUUUGACGGUUCUGGAGGGGGUCUUCUCUCUCUGUCUGAGACUCCGAGUCUGAGGACACUGCAGCUCCGUGUCCCUAACUCGCGGCUCGGUUGAUUCGGUACUUACGGCUGCGUCUCUUCGCCCAUCAUUUACCUACCUCAGGCCCUGUGGCACUAUCAAACUAGGGCCCCAGACUAGUGGAACAGAGAGUCCCCUUCGACACAUAUUAGCAUGGAAUAAUAAUUUAGCUUAGUUUAAG
Aspergillus sclerotioniger CBS 115572 is the source of this 516-nucleotide messenger RNA. RefSeq lists its product as uncharacterized. The transcript has a single exon. Lineage: Eukaryota; Fungi; Ascomycota; Eurotiomycetes; Eurotiales; Aspergillaceae. The record is from RefSeq and is a predicted model, not a curated record. The coding region runs from base 15 to 272 and encodes 85 amino acids.